Messenger RNA from Suillus clintonianus, 2517 nucleotides. RefSeq lists its product as uncharacterized. The transcript has 2 exons. Lineage: Eukaryota; Fungi; Basidiomycota; Agaricomycetes; Boletales; Suillaceae. The coding region runs from base 80 to 2467 and encodes 795 amino acids. The record is from RefSeq and is a predicted model, not a curated record.
UACCAUACCCAAACACCCCAACUAUGUUGCUAGCAUCAUUAUUGUACCAUCAUUUGUAUGCGUGCUUCGUACAUUUUUUAUGCGUGUCAACUGUGGAUUUUAUGGAUUUUCGGUCACGUGGAGUGUCAUUCAUGGUGCUGGUUUCAAUUUCCAACUUCAUCAUCACUGGACUUGUAACUUGGAGCUUGUGCACGCGACCCGUUUUACACCCGAAUUUUCUGGUUCUCCUCCAAACUCUUCGAUUAGUUGUGCAGCGCUUGAUUGCAUCUGCAGGCUGCUCAUGCCAAUUUGUUCAGCGACUGAUGCCAGUGGUAGCCACCUCACCACAUCGCGCAUCAACCGAUUGCUGAGACCUUUGCGCAACAAAUGCUUGAGUUUGAGCAAGUUUUUGACCACCGCUCGACAUAGUGCGUCUCGCAGCACGUACUUGUCACAUAAUCAAGAUUGGCCACUUGAAUCCCUUCCACCCCUUGCCCUCCUUCGCCAACCGCCCUCUGCCACUAGUGGGAGGUUAUAUUUCGACAGAGCAGAAGACCUGGAGCUUUCUCGUUUGAUAUACGCAGUUUCUGGUGCUUUUCGAUGUCUCCUUCAGGUCACGCACGGAACAGUGCAAGGGGAGUCAAUCCCCAGCCUGGCAGCUAUGUGCUGCUUCGUAGUCGGAGAGAAUGUUCCGCUCAGUGGCACCGGAACACGUGACGAGGAAGCCGUAGAUGAAGAUGAGCUGAUGAAAACUGUGGAGGACAUCUAUGACACUAUUCCGACCUACUAUCGAAGACAUUCAAUCGCGUCCCAUGCGCUUUUCCUUGUGCUAGCAAUUUGUCCGCAUCACCACACGCUUGUCAGCACUCUUCUGGACAUCUGCUUGUCUUUUGGUCUAGUUCACGAGUCCCGUCGGUUGCUCAGCAUAAUCCUUGAAAUUGCCUUCCAGUCCACGACCUCUCCUCCUCCAAUCACACACCCAGGACAUGUCUCCUACCUUGCCGAUCUUUUCGCUAAAUGGGUAUCCGGGAACAGCGACACUAUGCCUUCCAGUACCCUUCCACUAUUCUCAAUCUCAACGUUCUCGCGAGCGGUUGUAGACACUCUAGCUCAAUCAGACGUCUCUUUAUGGGCAUGCAAAGCGGUCACUAGGUUCUCUCGCAGUGUCGAGGUGAUCGACAUCGACUCGUUUGUUACCCUCCUGGAUUCUCUGGUUGAAACCAUCCAUGAUUGUCACUCGGUGCGGUCCGGAAAGGGGAAGGAGAAGGAAAACCUAGACAUUGUGGCUAUUCGCGACCGCUUGCGUGAUUGGAUGAACAGGCUGUUUGCAGUUACCGCUAGUACCUCUGCAGAACUUGCAGGUGAAUUCCAUCCCGAUAUUGACUCCAUCGUUAUGUUACUCGACCGAUGUCGAAGCUACGAAAUGCACACCCUGAGGCUGGGUGCUUCAUCUCAACCAUCUCAAGAUGAACUACCUGACGCAAUCACGAUACUCGCCACACACCUCCACGUUGCAUAUUCACCGGCGGAUUAUGAUUCACGUCUCUUGCAUUUGCUUCGUGGGGUUUCACCUAUUCCCACAACGUUCACUCGGCUCGUUGAGCAUAUGCAUCGAGGUUCCGCGGAAGAUUUUACGACGUCACUACAACGAUCCUCUUCGGUUUUGCAGAUUCACAAUCUACUCCAGCUGGAUGCUUCCCUGUGGGCUUGCGCCCUUCGUGUCUUCGAGAGCACCCCGAAAGGCACCUCAAAAGACAUUCAGAGAAUCAAGCUUCUCUUGAUUGAUGGUGUGGACGAGGCUGAGCGCCGGUUAUUCGGAGCUGGUCCACCCGAUAGCAGCCCAGCCGUUCGCCUACCAGGACAGAGCAAGAAAUCCUGCGGUGCGCACCAUCGUAGACCGAGUGGGGAAUGGGAAUGGGAGGAAAUGGUUGGCUGCUGGAUCCGCAAGACGCCUGCUCACGUGAAGAAAAAGCGGAAGACUGCACAUGUUGUUUCGCACGAGAGCCCGGUUUUCAUUAAACGUUUGUUGCGCAGAGGCGCUCAUCGAUAUGCGACUCACGGCUCCUCUCGUGACACUGUUCCACGCAAGUCCGUGAGGUCUGCGAUGGGGUCUACCGCAUCCAGGGCUUGCGAUUUUUCCUCACCUUCCUCGCGUGGAAGCAAAAACGUCGCGGGAGAUUCAAAUGAUUGUUCUUGGUGGAGUGGAGAAAAUGAAAAAGAGAAUCUUAUGCCAAGUUCGCCCAUGGCGGAACGUCGACCAGUACUCAAACCGCGCCACUCCAACUUCUCUUCAAUUCUGAUGGAUGCCCAAAAGACUAGGGUUAAUCUACAUGAUCUCAAAUCUCCCACAACCAGCUUGUUGCCCAGCUCCAAACAAUCCAGGCCUUCGUUAUCACGGAAACUAUCUGUUUACCCUCCUGCGGUCGUGUUGGCUUCUGAUGACUCUAUGGACUUGUUCGCGUGCGCAACUUCUCCGCUUAGGACAUAGUUUUUAUUGCUUUGUGACGCUUGUGUAUUACGAUUGAAUAUUCAGACAUG